This is a messenger RNA of Salvia splendens (bonfire salvia), 2808 nucleotides long. RefSeq lists its product as uncharacterized. The record is from RefSeq and is a predicted model, not a curated record. NCBI's taxonomy places the organism in Eukaryota, Viridiplantae, Streptophyta, Magnoliopsida, Lamiales, Lamiaceae. Bases 1 to 2808 code for a protein of 935 amino acids. The transcript has 4 exons.
AUGACAACAUUUGCGAGUAGAGACGAAGCGUAUGAACAUUUGACAGUCGAUGGAUUUAUUCCUGGAUACACGGAUUGGAUAGCUCAUGGAGAACUUCCUAGUAUUCUUGCUUCUAGGCGUGAAAACCAACAAAAUAAUGUAGAGGCUUUAGGUGAUGAUGAUAUGCAGGGUUUAGUUCAUGAUGUCUUUGGAGUUCCAAAUGAAGAUGGAUAUACAGACGAUACUAAUUCCCAAAUGGAUUCGGAAAUUGCUAAUGGGCAAGCAAGAGAGUUCUAUAGAUUGAUUGAUGAUUCAAACCAGCCUUUAUAUGAAGGAUGUGCUAAAUUCUCAAAACUAUCAUUCAUAAUCCGUUUGUUGCAUUUAAAGUGUCUUGGGAGAUUAAAUAAUAAGGUAUUUGAUAUGCUAUUGGACUUACUAAGAGAUGUUUUUCCUUAUGCCAUGGUUGGUCUACCAAAGUCUUAUUAUGAAGCUGAUAAAUUAAUGAAAAAGCUAGGACUUGGUUAUGAGAAAAUUGAUGCUUGUCCGAAUGAUUGCACUCUGUACUGGGGGGUGAAUGAAAACAAAACUUCAUGUGACACAUGCCAUAAGCUUAGAUGGUGUACUACUGAUAAAGAUCCCACGGGUGAGAAAAGAAAGGUUGCCCAAAAGGUGUUGUGGUAUUUUCCACUCAAACCAAGGUUGCAAAGGUUGUUCAUGUCUUCAAAAACGGCAUCCCAUAUGAGAUGGCAUGCUGAAAGUCGUACGAAGGAUGGGUAUAUGAGGCAUCCCGCCGAUUCCCCAGCAUGGAGCACAUUUGAUAGUUUGCAUCCUGAUUUUGCUGAGGAAUCUCGCAAUGUUCGAUUGGGAUUAGCGUCAGAUGGAAUUAAUCCCUUCAAAAAUAUGAGUGUAUCACACAGCACGUGGCCUGUCAUAUUGUUUCCAUAUAACCUUCCUCCAUGGAUGUGCAUGAAAGAGUCUUCUUUUAUGUUAUCUCUAUUGAUACCCGGUCCAUCAGCUCCUGGACAAAAUAUUGAUAUUUAUUUGCAACCACUUAUUGCUGAUCUAAAGGAUUUGUGGGAAGUAGGAGUUGAAACGUAUGACGCAUCUAAAAAGCAAAAUUUUCAGCUACGUGCUUCAUUGUUAUGGACAAUUAGUGAUUUUCCAGGAUAUGCCUAUUUAUCCGGAUGGAGUACCCAAGGUGAAUAUGCAUGUCCGGUAUGUAACAAAGAAACACAUUCUAUUAGACUGAAACAUGGUGGAAAGUAUUGUUACAUGGGGCAUCGAAGAUUCCUACCUAAAGAACACGAGUUUCGGAAGAAUAGACGACUCUUCGAUGGCACCGUUGAGUUUGGAGAAGCACCGCAACAACUAUCUGGCGAUAUGGUGAUGGAUGACUUGAGAGACUUUACUAUGAAAUAUGGUAAGCUAGUUAAAGAUAAUCCAAAGCUUUUCAGUUGGAAAAAAAAGAGUAUAUUUUUUGAGUUGCCAUACUGGAAAGAUAAUAUGGUUCGUCAUAAUCUCGAUGUCAUGCAUACUGAAAAAAAUGUCUGCGAGAGCAUCUGUGCCACAUUGUUGGAUUUGGAUGGUAAAUCAAAAGAUAAUUAUAAAUCACGCCAAGACUUGGAACAGAUGGGAAUAAGACCUGAACUUCAUCCAAUUACUAAUGAACGGGGAAAAGUUUAUUUACCUGCGGCAGCUUAUACAAUGAGCAAGAAGGAGAGAACAAUAUUUUGUCAGGUUUUGAAAAAUCUCAAAGUUCCUGAUGGUUAUGCCUCAAACAUCUCAAGAUAUUUGGGCACAUUGAAAUCAUAUGUUCGUAAUCGAAGUAAACCUGAAGGUUCGAUUGCUGAAGGAUAUCUAGCAGAAGAAUGUUUGAGAUUUUGCUCUUUGUAUUUAGCUGACUAUGUGGAGUCAAAGUUUAAUCGAGCAUCUAGGAACGAAACUAUUACAGAUAAUACAAAAAUAGGAUUAGAUGUAUUUACGAUUAACGGUCGUUCUCUUGGAAAAGGAACUGCAAUGAGAUUAGAUGACGUAACAUUGAAGAAAGCUCAUCAAUAUGUAUUGUUCAACUGUGAGGCUGUCAGACCAUACAUUGAGCAAUAUUGGGCAGUAGUUGAACAAUCUCAUCCUCACGUUGCACGUCAUCAGUUGGAACGUAUCCACAGUGAAAGGUUUGCUGGUUGGUUUGCUCAAUAUGUUGAAGGGUUAACUGUCCAUGUGGAAAAUCCAACAUUAAGAGCUCUGAAGUUACUUGCUCGCGGGCCUAAUAUAAUUGGAGUGAAAUAUAAAAAGUAUAUUGUAAAUGGUUUUCGGUUCCACACGAAAGAUUUGGAGUGUACAAAGAAAACACAAAAUAGUGGGGUGCGUGUUAAAGCUACAACGUCAAGUUUUUCAAGUACUAGGGAUCAAAAUCCAAUCUUAAGCGAGUUGGACUAUUAUGGAAUUCUAACCGAUGUCGUUGAGCUGGAUUACAAUUGUGGACAUAUAGUUGUGUUAUUUGAUUGUGAAUGGGUGUCAAAAGGAAAACGAUUGAAGAUAGAUGCUGAUGGAUUUACAUUAGCUAAUUUUUCAAAUGUGAUACGCCAUAAUGAACCAUUUAUUCUUGCAUCUCAAGCUGAGCAAGUCUUCUAUGUAGAGGAUCCAACUGAAUCACAAUGGAGCGUAGUUGUCUCUGCUGCAGCACGAGCUCAUUAUGACAUGGAACCUAUUAUCGAUGUGGAGACUUACUUACAAAGUAAUAUUUGUGUUCCUGCUGAUAGUAUAGAGUCGGAUGACUUUGGUUGGGUUCGUGAAGACAUUGAUGGAAUAGAGGUUGACUUAAAUGAAUGA